AUGCCAGAGGACUCUCUGCUGCUGGUGGCUGCCACGCUGGGCCUGGUGCUGCUGACGCCGCUGUUCUUUCCAAGGCUUCAGGGCUGGCUCCUCCUCUUAUGGAACGAGAGGAUCCGGCAGCCCAUCUUCAACCUGCUCAUGGGCGACAACAAGGAGAAGCGUAUCCUGCGCCACACGCUGCAGCACGCGGUGGCUGGGGACCCGCAGAGUGUGAUAGAUGCCAUUGACUCUUAUUGCUCCCAGAAGGAGUGGGCCAUGAAUGUGGGCGACAGGAAAGGUGAGAUCUUGGAUGCAGUGGUGCGGGAGCAGAAGCCCUCCGUGCUGCUGGAGCUGGGGGCUUACUGUGGCUACUCGGCUGUGCGCAUGGCCCGCCUGCUGCCCCCUGCUGCCCGUCUGCUCACCAUCGAGUUCAACCCUGAGUACGCCGCCAUCACCCAGCAGAUGUUGGACUUCGCCGGCCUACAGGACAGGGUGACUGUGAUCUUGGGGGCAUCCCAGGAUGUCAUCCCACAGCUGAAGAAGAAGCAUGGCGUGGAUACACUGGACAUGGUUUUCCUUGACCACUGGAAGGACCGGUACUUGCCUGACCUGCUACUCCUAGAGGAGUGUGGUCUGUUACGGGAGGGAACCGUGUUGCUGGCCGACAACGUCAUCUUCCCAGGAGCCCCGGAGUUCCUGGCCUACGUGCGUGGGAACAGCCGCUUCCAGUGUACCCACUUUGCAUCGUUCCUGGAGUACUCAAAGGUGGUGGACGGCCUGGAGAAGGUUGUCUACAAGGGCCCGGACAGCCCAAAGAGGUCUUGAUCACCCACUUGUGGGUCUGUUCCCACGCCCUGUCAGAGGGUGUGUGGGUGGCAUCUUCCCCAGCAGUCCCAUGGGCACAGCAUACCUGAGGCCUGUGGCUGCUGCUCAUUGUCCACUCUCAAUCCUCUACACUCUACUGCCCAGCCCAAACACCACCACUUCCCAGGCAGCAUCACUGCAGAUAGGAUCUGCAACCAGCAAUCAAUCAGGUGGUGCCUGGGACCUUGGCACCCACCAAAUAGCGCCACCCAGGAGUCUCACUAGAGGCCCAGCCUCAGGCAUUUACAUGCAGUGGAGAUGCAAGGAGGAGGGCUGGAAACUGGGGUGUACUGCCUUGUCCCGGAGGUUUGCUCAGUGCUUAACCAGCUCACAAUACUGCUGACUUCUCUCACCUUUUAAAGUUACAGAAUGUACUUUCUUUAUUCAUAUUCUAACUUCAUUUACUAAUAUGCAAAAUAAAACAAGUUAAAGAUAUAA
Molecule: messenger RNA, 1281 nt
Organism: Suncus etruscus (white-toothed pygmy shrew)
Lineage: Eukaryota; Metazoa; Chordata; Mammalia; Eulipotyphla; Soricidae
Gene: COMT
Product: catechol-O-methyltransferase
Exons: 4
Coding region: 1-804 (267 amino acids)
Biological process (GO): catecholamine catabolic process; developmental process; dopamine metabolic process
Cellular component (GO): axon; dendrite; membrane
Molecular function (GO): catechol O-methyltransferase activity; magnesium ion binding
Source: RefSeq, a predicted model, not a curated record